GCAUUUUUGAAUCCCAUUUCAGAUCUAGAGGAGAAAAUUCCCCUAAUCCCAGACCCAACUUGACGAAUUUUGGAAGACAAAUUCUCUAACUUCACAGACCGUGUUUCUAACCUUUCUUCCCCUGCCUCCACCGCAGUUGUUCUUUUCCUAUAAUCUGCCUGGACUGUCCCACGGAUAUAUGUUUGACUUCUUCCAUCACUAUUCUGGAUAUCAGCUUCUUUCUGAAGCUCACUCCAUACUUUCCUCUAGCCGCUUUCCGUAUUCUACACGCCACCAAAAAAAUGUCGGAAGCUACAGCGUUCAUCGCUGGUUUUAUGGUCUUCGGAUCGCUGAACACGCUAUCCACGAAACUGCAGUUUUCUAUAGAAUCCGUCGGUCUCAGCGGUCAAGAGCACGAGUUCAAGAAGCCUUUCUUCUUAUGGUGGACAGUUGUUUGAAGACUUGUGGAUGAGGUCUUACGCAGGUUCCUCUUUACUACAGAAUGCUUGCGUGGGUGGAAGUCCUCAUGUGCAAGCAAUAGCGUGAGCAUGAGCUUAACUCAGUAAAGCAUGGACUUAACUCAGUAACUCUUGAGACAGUAGAGAUAGACUCUGGUUGUUGGGGUCUACGCAGAGAUGGACUGUGGUGGACAAUGGAAUCGAUAAAACGCAGACUGGAAUCAUUGACAUUGACGAUGAAGGCGUUGAGGAUAAUCGAGUUUAUUGUCCUCAAACGAACUGCCUGCUCGUACAGACCCUUCGUUGGUACUUUGUGCACAAACCGCACAAACUGCCGAAGCUGCUCGUACCGACCCUUCGUUGGCACUGCUUUCCUCUCGGAGCCUCGCAUUUCCGAACGGGUCCAUUUGGAAACGUGCUCCUUUCUUUGUCCUAAAUACUCGUGCGUGCUCUUCACUUUGCGACCUUUCCCUCCUUCGCUUCUGCGUACUCGUCCCGGGCUUUCCUCCUCCUGUUCUCUUCUACUUUCUGAUGAAUUCUUCUCUUCUCUAAUCGACGGCUCUUACCGAAUGUUUUUUGCGAUGACGCUUGUCCUGUACUCUUUCAUGGUCUUUCGAUUUUACCGGUGGCUCCAAACUCGUGCUGCCGGAGCCAAGGCGAAGCCACUUUUAGUGGCAGACUCACCGGGUCGCGAUCAGUCGUCUUCUUAUGAGGUGAAGCUCGCUAACCUACGCACACACUGUAGCGGUAUCUUCCAUCACGUCAGCUUUAACUCUUGUCAAAUGGAAUCUAGCCUUAAACUAACAGAGAAGCAUCACUCCUGUUCUCUUCCUGUUUCGCUAUAACUGUUACCAACCAGCAUAAGCAAUUCUCUUUCUUAUUUCAAGUUUGAUGUCCAAAUCGAAUCGACUAAAAAGAGCAUCAGCAUCAAGUUUUAAUUCCACUUGUGUCUGGAAGCCUAUCCUCUCUAAGGAUGCAAUUUCAGCAGCUCGAACUCGUGGAUUUCGAUCCUUCUCGAUGAGGGCGUGACGAUGAAAACGUCAUCACUCAUAUUAAGGCUACCACUGAAGCAUCGGUUUCCACCCCAUCGAUCUUCCUUCCUUGGCUCCUUAUGUAAGAAAGUACUUGAAAAAGGCAUCAGUUCAAAAGGAGCCAAGGAUGCUCCUAAGCAUGCCCGUGUGGUACCUCUAAACAUGGCGAUUCCUGCAUGUUGCGACUUGACUAGCACCUCGCUCAGCAUGAUAGGAUUGUUGCACAUUUCGGCUUCAGUUUGGCAGAUGCUGAGAGGAAGUAUUCUUAGCAAAUGAAAAUAUUAUAUGGUUGUGGAGUAAAAACACCUAUCUCCAAUGGUAAAACGAUAUCAUAUGGGCUUAGCGACUUCUUCAUGCUACUUACUGCCAUGCGGUACUACAUUUACAAAAGUUGAACAGCUGUGGUGGUUUGUUGGUGCGACAUCUCAUGUGCGCCCUUUUAAAACCACAGAUCUAGUCGUUUUCAGCCUCACGUCAUCACCGACGUCACUUGUAGUGCUCCUUAACCAGGUAUGGUCGUUUUCAGCGGUGUAUUGUCGGUUCUUUUUUUAAAGCGCACUCUCCUCGCGUACAAUUGGGCUGGUAUAGGCCUUGUGGUUGCAGGGAUAAUCCUGGUCGGGACUGCAAAUAUGCUGGCCGCUUCCGCUCACACUACUACUUCUACUGAGGUAGCGCAAUCAACAGACGACGGCAGUGGCCGAUUGUUCGGUAUGCUAAGGCUAGUGAUAGUUCUAUUUGAGGAGGGGACAGAGAGGACAAACUUUGUUAUUCAAAUUGUUUGUUUGCUCAGCAGCAAGAACGAAUAGCAGCAAAAACGUAAGAACGACUGCAAAACAAAAACAAUCAGCAGUAAUUGGAACCAACCUGCUGAAGUGGUUGUCCUUCUUCAUCCAAGUAAGAGUAAGUGGUCCUCUAAGCACCGGCAUCGUGCUUGUUGGGCAGUUUAUUUCUGCCAUUCAAGUCGUGACGGAAGAGUUCAUCCUCAAAGGCAGUGCGGCAGCCUCGUUGCCACCAGCUGUCGUCGUAGGCAUUGAGGGUGCCUGGGGAUUCGCGAUUCUCACCCUCAUAGGCUUCUUAUGAGAAUGAGCUUCAAGACGAGUCCAUCUGGACACUUAUUGCUAGUAAGAAGUUAGGUUGAGACGGAUCGCGAGUAGUUCUUCAUUGUCAUUCUUGACUUCAAAAUGAAUUACAAUUAGAUGAAUUCAUCACCUACAACAACGCGACCAGUGUAGUGAACACGUGAAUUUUGUAUCUUGCACGUAUAAUGAACUGCAGGAAACCUCCCCUUCGCAUACAACUGAUAUUGACCCCCCAGCAUCUCUCUAAUGUCUCCCCUUCUGUACGUACUGCCUGGAAAUGACUACGGAGGUACGCAGGAGAACUUGCUGGAUACCUUCGUGAUGCUGAAAAACAGCAGCAGCCUUCUCUUUCUCACAUUCCUGUAUUGCAUUACCUGCAGUCUCUCUAUGGCUUUCUCUCUCAUAGUACUGAAAUGCAAAUCUGUAUAUAAAUGUCUCUAUACCCCAUGAUUGGGUAGUACUAGUACAGUACUACUACUCUCCUAAUAAUGAUGGUAGUACAAUACUACUCCUAUCUAUGAAGAUGUAGCAUAGUUACCUGCAGAAGACUCAGCAAACUGUCCUAGGAUUUCAAUUUCUCUCGUAGUUUGGUUUGUUUGAUGAUUAGAAGGAGAGAGGUUUGUUGUAGCUUUUGCUAGCUCCUGUAGUCGUAGCCCUGAAAUGACGUGACCCACACUGACGCGAUCCACUCUAAUCUACAUAACUUUUGCGGUAUGAGCAUCACGCGAUAUCUUAGCGCAGUGCAUCGAACGAUGUUGGAUGCGUGGCGUACCAUGGUCGUUUGGCUCGUUGGAAUCGUCUACUAUUACGCAGUCGAUCCUACCAGCGAUUUCGGAGAGGUUCGAUAUUGACUUGAAACAGUGACCUAGCAAAAAUCUAAUGUGGGAUCGUAUUUCAACUAGUAUGCGACGGCAAGUCAACAAAUUCAAUCUUCGUGUCGAUUCACAUGAGUGAGCUAGAGAACAGUUCCUCUUUUCUCGAAUGAGACUGGCUGUUUGCAUCGUCGAGAUGUGGAAAAAAAUACUAAACUCCGCAACCUCAGCCAUGGACGGUGUAUUCGUACCUGCAACUGUUGGGCUUCAUCGUACUAAUUUUCGGACAAUUGAUCUACGGAGGAUUGUUGCGACUCGAAGCCCUCUUUGCUUACCCAGAGGAGUCGGUGGCAAAUGACGAAAAAGUUAUGGCUUCCUUUUCACCGUAGUUUUGUUGGAAAUGUGAACCAAGUACUUAAAGUACUACUUCACCAGUAUGUAUUGAUGUAAACGCCGACAUUGGACUGUCAGACGUGUGGAUUUUUCCCUGAUAUCGAGGUGGGAUCAUCAGGGAUCCGUGACAAUUCAAUGUGAAAGCGAAGCAAGCGUCGCCUGGCUUGUUUAUCUGAGAAAUAAUCAAUAAAGCACGGCAUUUUUUGCACUAGGUAGUUGUAGAAUUAGAAACAGGAUCAGUCAAUAUUUUUCUCAACUUUGGUUCUAACGACAGCUGCAAGUACGAGGAGUUUAUUUCGCCGACGGCGCAGAUGAACAAUGUGAUGUCGCCUGGCACUUCCGUUUCUGUGGGUGUGGAAGGGAGUGCAUCUAAGGGCUCUUGCUGUGCCUGUGCUGGAGACAAGCACUGCGGAAGCACGGUUUGAAUGAAAUUGCAUUAACAGCAGGCAACUUGGGGAAGAGGGGUAAUGUGGGUUUAGUUUCAAACCGCCUUUAUUAGGCGUUUGGGGCAGUGAGUGACAAACACUUAAGGGAGAUACUUCCGUGUGGUGUUUGAGCAGUGGAUGACUUGGAAGGAUGUCUUGGAUGUAGGCUAGACGCAGAGUUGUCGUUCAACGCGUAGAUGAAUUUUUACUUACAUAGAAAUAGGCAUAGCUGAGUCGCAAAAGGGCAGACGAUGGAACGCUUUUUUUGAGUGGUGUGUGUACGCACACAGACAUCAGAGGUUUUCUUUUCGGUCAUAAUAACUUUACAUAAACGAUGCUAGAAGUGAUAAUGAAGAAAACCACUCUCCACUGUCUUUGACAAUGAGACUCUCGUCGCACAAACUAAGUAGCUUACUACUUCAUAUGUGGUGCAUUUGAACCCGUCUUUUGACACGGUGUCUCGUUGAGACACCCUGAUACACAACAUAUCAGCGAAAAUUUAUUUCUAGGAAGGAUAGGAUACAGACAUGGUUUUAUGAAACAAGGUGGGGCGCCUGUUGCUUUUCAGAUUUUUUUUUUUCAACGUCUUGUAUCUAUACUGCACAGUCGAUGAGAAUUUAGAUAUUUGUAUUUCAAUCUUGCAUCACGUAUGAGCUUGCAGCAGAGCCGACCCGCCAUCAUGCUUGAGAUAGAGACGAAGUCGAAGCAUUCUAUCCUAUACGAACCCACAAGUUUCCACAAAUUAUACGAGCUUACCAUUAAUCCUGUUAUUUCGGCUUGGAGGUGACCGAGACCCAUGUUGGUGUUGGCCUUUUGAUAAAUAUCUACUUCCUUUACGACCAACAUUCUACCACACAUCAUCUUCUUACUAUUUUAUGUUCUGCAGGACUCUGACAUGGCCAUGCGCAUGCACAUGUCCUACACUCGAUCAAGGGCCACUUCCUAGACGGACCAAGAAAGAAAAUGAUCUCAGUGAUUCAGAUAUGGGCUCGCCAAGUGGUGUUGUGA
This is a messenger RNA of Amoebophrya sp. A25, 5185 nucleotides long. The record is from the annotation of a GenBank genome assembly. NCBI's taxonomy places the organism in Eukaryota, Dinophyceae, Syndiniales, Amoebophryaceae.